Molecule: messenger RNA, 577 nt
Organism: Cylas formicarius (sweet potato weevil)
Lineage: Eukaryota; Metazoa; Arthropoda; Insecta; Coleoptera; Brentidae
Product: prefoldin subunit 1
Exons: 2
Coding region: 108-473 (121 amino acids)
Biological process (GO): protein folding
Cellular component (GO): cytoplasm; prefoldin complex
Molecular function (GO): protein folding chaperone
Source: RefSeq, a predicted model, not a curated record
AAAAAGAAGAAAUGACAUUUCAUGUCAGUUAUUGCAAGCUAAUGAAAUUCUAACUUAUUUGAUAUAAAUUCUUAAAUUGCCACAAAAAAAAAAAUUUAGAAUUUAAAAUGUCGGGAGUCGAUAUGGAGUUGAAAAAGGCGUUUUUAGAAUUACAAGAAAAGAAAAUUGGAACAGAACAAACACUUCGAAUGUCAGGUAUCCAAAUCGCCGCCGUUAAGCGAGCUAAGCAGCACGCAGCUUUAACAGAAAAGGAAAUACAAGCAUUGGACGAUGAUACGAAAACUUACGAAUCAGUCGGUCGAAUGUUCAUCUUAACUCCCAAAAGCCAAGUGGAAGAGAAUAUAAGGAAAAAGCAAACCCAAGCUGAUGAGAAAAUUAAAAACCUAGAAUUAGAAAUGGGUUAUCUGGAAAAAUCCUUAAAAAGUGCCACAGAUGCUUUACGUGAGUUGAUUCAGCAAAAAAAGGACUCCUAAAAAGUUUUCAAUUACAUAAUAUGAAUUAUACUAGUUAUGGCUUAUGUUGUAUACUAUCGUCUUUACUAGUUUAUCUUGAAUAUAUAUAUUUUUAAUUUUGCGUA